AUGUCGGACCUAGAGAUAAACUUUGAAAAGUCCACAAUUAUUCCGAUAAAUUACGAUGAGCAAAUGACGCAUAGUCUGAAGGUUGCAAUGAGAUGUAGUGUGGGUUCUCUGUUCAUAUCGUAUCUUGGCAUUCCGCUAGGGGCGAAUCCAAAAAGAAUAAGUACAUGGAAGUCGCUGAUUAACAAGAUUGAGAAGAAGUUAAGUUCAUGGAAGGAUGUCAAAGGAGGUGGAGAAGAAGAUAAUUUCAAUGCAAUCCUAGUUCUUUUGGGGAAGCAACAAGACAAGAGAGUUAUGCCAACUACAAAGUGGAGCACUAUACAGAAGCCAAAGAAGCAUGGAAGGCUAGGAGUAGGUGACAUGGCAAUGAAAAAUGCUGCAAUGCUUUUUAAAUGGUGGUAG
This is a messenger RNA of Arachis ipaensis, 399 nucleotides long. RefSeq lists its product as uncharacterized. The record is from RefSeq and is a predicted model, not a curated record. Lineage: Eukaryota; Viridiplantae; Streptophyta; Magnoliopsida; Fabales; Fabaceae.